Messenger RNA from Macroventuria anomochaeta, 1023 nucleotides. RefSeq lists its product as uncharacterized. The record is from RefSeq and is a predicted model, not a curated record. The transcript is spliced from 4 exons. Bases 1 to 1023 code for a protein of 340 amino acids. Lineage: Eukaryota; Fungi; Ascomycota; Dothideomycetes; Pleosporales; Didymellaceae.
AUGAACGAACAGUCCGAUUACAAAAGGGUAGGAAGAUGGCGGGCCUCCCUAAUCUACAUCACCAAUCAACUGAUAACCUAUACAGCAUAUGUCCUGUUGCAAUUCUUUUGCAGAUACCCAACUGUUUUGAACUGCGUCGACUCCUUCAAGAUUAUCGGCGGCACAUCUCUUGCUAUCAUCGUUGGCACAGCGUUCGUCCUCAACCCACCCUCACUUGUGUUGUGCAUGCCACGCAAGAUGACGUUCCUUGCUCAUUUUGUCAUUCCUUGCACGAUUUCCAUAUUCAAGGCGGUGCUUAUUGUCAUGAUCGCCCUUGGCGUCAGCGAGCCGGCCCGCGCACCACCUACUUGGGAUUGCGAAAUCGUCUUCUGGGGUAACCCCACGUUUGCUCAAGGCUUCACUUCCGUUCCGAAUAUCGCAUUCGCCUAUGCCGGCAGCCAGGCUUUCGUCACUGUCAUGGCUGAGAUGCGAGAUCCUUCGAAGGACAUCAUGCUCUCGAUGUACAUCCUUCAGAUCUUUGCCAUUCCAAUGUACAGCAUCGUUGGUGCUGUCAUUUGUGGUCUCACUGGACAGUAUGUGGACAGCCCUGCGCUCGGGACGGCACCUCCCGUUCCAGCUAAGGUCGCAUAUGGCAUCCUCCUCCCGACGCUAGUGGGAACAUCACUCGUCUUCGGUCAUACAUCCAUCAAAUACAUCUUCGCGGAGGUCAUCAGUGUUUUGAAAAUCAAGCACAAGUACGACAAGAAUACCAAGCGCACAUGGAUCAUUUGGAUUAGUAUUGGCACCGUUUUCUGGGUCCUUGCUUUCAACCUCGCCAACGCGAUCCCGCUCUUCGAAUUCAUCUUGUCGAUAUCGUCUGCGAUCUUCGUCUCAUGGUUCACUUCGACUAUUGUAUUGUUGACAUUGUUCAUGAACUGCGCGGGACUCUGGGUAUAUAUUGACCAGCUCAUCGCGGCUUUCAAUGACCCUGCAUCCCCGGUCAAUGGCCCUUUAACCUGUGCCGACAAUAGUGUGCGGAGAUAA